UAUGGUUAUGAAAUUGUAGCCGUUACUCUAGCAAAGUAACUGUUUUGCCUGUAUUACCCUCCUGGUGAUCAGAUGUUGGUUGUGACAUUUUGUGUUGAGGUUAUGUAAAUGUUUACUUAAUUACGAUUAUAUUCCGUGGCGUUGAUUUUCACCAUUAUAGUACGGAUUUAGUAACAAGAUAAUUAAUUACACAUUAUGAACUUUACUGUAUAGUGUAGUUGCAACAUGUCUGGAAAUUAUGUACAAUAAAUCUCAGGGUUGCGACAGUGUUUGGAGUUGAGGCCGGUCUUGACUCCUUGACGACUGCGGUAAACAAUAGUGCCAUAACUAUAUAUUAUUACAAAAUCUCGUAUUCACGUAUAAGUAUAAUGAUUGUGCUUCGACUCUAAUGGCAGUUAUGAGUGAGGACAUAAUAUUACAACUGAGGUGCAAACCUUUUAGUUCGCUCCCACCACCAGUACAGAUAGAUAUUGUGAAGAAUGACCGUCCCCGGCCGACAAUGAAGUGGGUGAACACUAACAUAAAUUUGAAGGACAACAUGCAUUUCCAAGAUAGUAACUACUUGAAAUUUGAGUGGCUAUGUGGAAGUCAGGCUAUGAUGAAAACGUUUUGUUGGCCUUGCCUCCUGUUUACUGGUAAACUCAAUAAAAGUUUUAUUUCUCAUGCAUUUUUCGAAUUAAAUUUGGUUGUCGCCACAGCAAAAACUCAUGAGAAAACAGAGGUGCACCAAAAGUGUGUGGAAUCUUUGCGGUUGUUUAAGAGAAGAUAUGGGAUUUUUCAGGAGAAUCAGGAAUCACAACACGAGGUCUUCAUUAAGUCCGAAUCCGAAGAGGUUUUGGAUAUUUACGAUGACAACACAGUCGGUAACUUUUCACCUUCCAACAAUGAGAAACCAGACGUAAGUGAUUCUGCCAGUCAGAGCUUAUCACCCGACAAGAAGAGGAAGUUUUGUCAUUCACCCUUACCUUCUGGUUCUACGGACAUGGUGGAUAAUACUGUACACAAUAUAGACACCUCCAAGCCCGAGACGGAGUUCGAUCUGUGGGCCAGAAGUGUUGCCUAUCAACUGAACCACAUGGAGUUAAAGCGAGCACUGCGGUUACAGUUGAAAAUGCAAACGCUGCUGAGCGAAGAAAGAAUAAACCAAGAUUGUGAUGGUGUAAUAAGUGGCAAACCACCCUCAAGUACUAAUGCGUCAACUUAAAUCAAUAUUGUUUUUAUAAGGGAUACAUUUGAAAGUUAACUUUUUUAUUGUAAUUUAUUGCAUUUUAUAAAACAGAUAAUGAGCAUUUUUAUGACUCAAACAUGUAUACAUAAUGUAAAAAUGUACAUUGUGAAAUAUAUUGAUAAAUUAUAUACAAGG
Molecule: messenger RNA, 1363 nt
Organism: Homalodisca vitripennis (glassy-winged sharpshooter)
Lineage: Eukaryota; Metazoa; Arthropoda; Insecta; Hemiptera; Cicadellidae
Exons: 2
Coding region: 389-1204 (271 amino acids)
Molecular function (GO): sequence-specific DNA binding
Source: RefSeq, a predicted model, not a curated record